CCUUCUUGUCAGUGAACGUCUCGUCUCGAUAAUUUACAUAAAGCUGACUAGGAGUGGAGAACAGCGACUGGAAUAUAUGAUUUCGGAAAAUAAGACUUUUCCCGCGGCAAUGUCACGGGUUUUAUCACCCAUCACCGUGGCCAUUCUUUUUUUUACAUUGUCGGUGGCUAUGUCUGAGGGCAGAGCAAGGUUCAUGCACAAACGUGAAUGGAUCAUUCCCCCAAAGUGGUUGCAAGAAAACACAGACUACACCAAAGAGGAUUUUAUCUCCAAGAUCCGCUCAGACCUGGACGAGGCAAACAACAGGGUGGUCUCAUAUAGCCUGAAGGGCAUUGGGGCCGACCGGGACCCUGUCAAUUUGUUUGUGGUGAAUAAAAGGACUGGAGAGGUCAGGGUCACCCGCAUUCUGGACCGGGAGGAGAUCCACGAAUACAAUCUCACUGGAGUGGCUUACUUCCCGGAUGGCAACUACGCAGAGAACGACCUCAAUCUCCGGAUUAAGGUGCAGGAUGUCAAUGACAAUAGCCCUGUGUUUGGCACCAUCUCCCCUGGCUCGGUGGAGGAGCUCAGUCCAAAAGAUACGUCCAUCAUGCAGAUUACGGCCACAGACACAGAUGAGCCAGGCAACCCUAACUCUAAAAUCAAGUACACCCUGACCAAGCAAGAGCCCCCAGGGGACAAAAUGAUGUUUAAGAUCACUCCGGAUGGAGAGCUGCGUGUCAAAGAGCCAAACUUGGACAGAGAGACACACGACUCCUAUGUUCUGACUGUGGAGGGGGCUGAUCUCUAUGGAGCUCCGGGAGGAAACACAGGCACAGGGACAGUCGUGGUAAAUCUUGUUGAUGUCAAUGACAACGUGCCAACCCUGCAACUAGAGGAGUAUGAGGGCAAUAUUGAAGAGAACACCAAGAAUGUGGAGGUCAUGCGGAUCAAAGCUAAUGACCUGGACAUCGACGCUAUAAACCAGGACAUCGAAUAUGUCAUUGUCACAGGAAAUGAGGCGGGCUACUUCAGCCUUGUGAUGGAUCCUCAUACAAAGGAGGGGAUAUUGAUGCUUGACAAAGAAGUUGAUUUUGAGGAUGUGAAAGACCUGACACUGGGAGUGGGGGUGAAGAACACAGCCCCAUACCACGAGAGUGUGGAUGGAGGAGGCGUAGGAAGCAUCAAUAUAGGAGGAGGCGGAGGCGGCGGUGGGCCAGGAGGUGGUGGAGGAAGUGGAACAGGAGGCGGAGGUGGCGGAGGAAGUGGAACAGGAGGCGGAGGUGGUGGAGGAAGUGGUACAGGAGGCGGAGGAAGUGGUACAGGAGGCGGAGGUGGCGGAGGAAGUGGUACAGGAGGCGGAGGAAGUGGUACAGGAGGCGGAGGUGGACCAGGAGGAAGUGGGACUGGGACUGGCGGUGGAUCAGGAACCGGAGGUGCAUCUGGAAGUACCACCACAUGGACCCCUGUGACCUGGCAUGGCAAAACCUACCCUCUAAAGAUCAAUGUAAAGGACCAGCCUGAGGGGCCAAGGUUUGAUCCCAAGAUCAAGGCCAUCCCCAUCUCAGAGGACGGCAAAACAGUCAACAUCAAGGAUGUCAUCGCCACCUACCCCGCUUUAGAUGGAGACACAGGACUGCCAGCAGAGAAUGUCAGGUAUGCGAAAGGAAAAGACCCUGAUAACUGGUUCACCAUUGACCCUGAAACAGCUGAGAUCCGACUCAACAAGCUGCCAGACAGAGAGUCCCCAUUCCUGCAGAACGGCACGUACCUGGCAGAAGUGCUCUGUCUGACCCAAGACAUGCCCACCAAAACGGCCACAGGCACUAUUGCCAUCCAGGUGGAGGACUUCAAUGACCACUGCCCGGAGCUAGCCUCCCGCCUGGUCACCAUGUGCACGGCCCAGGAGGUGAUCUACGUCACGGCUGUGGACCCUGACAUGAAACCCAAUGGCGCACCCUUCAAGUUCACCAUCAUCCCUGAGGGCACCAAGGGCCAAUGGAGCGUCGAGCACUUCAAUGACACCACAGCCAUCUUGCGUACCCACGAGCCUGUGUGGCCUGGAAAUCACAAGGUGACCCUACAGAUCCGGGAUCAGCAGGGUGAGGCGUGUCCAGACCUACAGGAGCUGGAUGUGUCCGUGUGCACCUGCGACGACACAGAGGCCUGCAGCCGCCGCGGGGCGGGGCCGUUGGGGAAGCCCGGGAGCAAGCUAGGCCCUGCCGCCAUUGGACUAGGCUUCCUGGGUGCACUCCUCCUCCUGCUCAUCCCACUGCUGUUACUUUUCUGCCAAUGCGGCGGAGCAGGACUGGGUGCAGGUGGAUUUGCUGAAAUCCCAUUUGGUGCCAAGGAACACUUGAUCUCCUACCACACAGAAGGCCAGGGGGAGGACAAGGAGGUUCCUGUCAUGGCUAUAGCUCCACACGCAGUAGACUCGGGCGGUAUGAUUCAGAUGGCCAGUAAAGGAGGCCUGGCCGCUGCUGGGCCUGCUCUUGGUGGAGCUACAGCAGGUCUGAUCAGCUCCAGGUCCACCAUGGGUGGCGGCUUCUACGAGUCCAACGUGGAGAUGAACUACAUGGACCAAAUGAUGGGCCGCAUGGGCGGAGGAGAGCAGGGCAGUAGCUUCGUGUCAGAGUACAGAGAGCAAGGGGCCUACGACCAGCUGGCACUCCCAGGCGCCUUCCUGGCACACUACUACAGCCAGAAAGCAGAAUGUGUGGCAGUGGGUUCCUCUCAGAAGGACAAUCUGUUGGUGUACGACUAUGAGGGACAGGGAUCUCCCGCUGGUUCGGUCGGCUGCUGCAGCCUCCUUGAGUCUGACAACGACCUCGCCUUCCUCGAUGACCUGGGGCCAAAGUUCACCACCCUCGCCUCCGUCUGCGGAGGCUCCAAGACCGAGACCAACGUCACGUUCUCAGCUCCUCCACUGCCUAAAUCUGCUCUGACCACACAGUCUUCCGCCAUCUCCUCAGCGACUGACUUCGGGACCAUCAACAUGGGGGUUGUUAACGACACGGCAUCAUCCACCCGGGUAGAGAGGACCAUCACCAGCAUGGAGCAGCAGCGCCCCGCCCCACCUCCCAGCAUGUAUCUGCAUGAGACCAUGGCCAUGCCCACCCAGACUGUGUUGGUGCAGCAGCAGCCCCUGUACUACAUGGUUGAGCCGCAGGUUCAGAGCACAGUGCUGCUGGCUGAGAGGCCCCCAGUGGGUCUGGGACAGGGAAUGAUCCUGGUGAACGGGAGCCAGGCAGCCACAGAGAGGGUGAUGCUGCAGGGGGGAGGUCUAGUGCAGGGAGGAGGUCUAUUGCAGGGAGGAGGUCUAGUGCAGGGGGGAGGGCUGCUGCAGGGAGGAGCACUAUUGCAGGGAGGAGGUGUGCUGCAGGGGGGAAGGCUAGUGCAGGGGGGAGGUCUAAUGCAGGGGGCUCAGGGGCUGGUGAUGUCCCAUGGUGGGCACCUUCAGGGAGCCCAGGGGUUGGUUGUCCAGGGCUCGGGCCCUGCACAGACUAACCUGGGACGAGCGGAGAGCCUGAUGCUGCUGGAGCGAGUGGGAGGGGCAGGGGGGCCUGCACUGAACUCGAGCCUCCUGAAAACAGGUAGCCUCUCUGGCUCCCAAAUGCUGCUGCUAGAUGGGGCCGCAGGGCAACAAGGGGGGCAGAUUCUGCAGGGGGGAGGGCAGAUCUUACAGGGAUCGCAAAUCAUCCAGGGAGGAACGACUCUUCAGAGAGGGAGUGCAGGGGGAUCUCAGGGUGUGAUGUUCGUCCAGCGCUCAGGUCAAGGGUCAGGGGUCAGCAAGGGCUUACACAGCGUAGUGACCAGCACAGCAUCACUGAAUGACAGUGCAGAGUCCAGCGGGGCGUCCACACUGCAGCUGAGCAGUGGGCCAAGCUCUCAAAAAGUGGUCGUCCAGGAGAGGGAAGUGGUGACCAGUCAGAGUAGCACAAGACAGCAGCAAUAAAAUGAAAAGAUUUUUUAUAAAAAUCUCUGGCAACAAUGAUUUUUUUUAAUUCUGUGAGGCAACUUUUGAUGCAAUAAAUUAGAGAUAAAUUUGAACCUUUUUAUACCAAGUCAUUGUAUGUAAAUGUAAAAAGAGCACCUUUGUGGCGACACCUGUUUUUAAAAUGACAAUGAAAUGUCAUUGCAUGGCCUUAAAUAAGUAUGUCUGAGUAUAGCUGAGGUUAUAAAGACGACACCUGUGUUUGCUGGGUCUGUUUAGGCGUGGCAGGCUGCAGAAAUGUUGUGACUCAACCACACACACCUGCUCAGACAAGGCUUUUCCUACUGGCCUGAAAUCAGGGCAGAAAUUAGUCAGAGAUACAGACUCUCUUCUCUCCCUAAGGGGGAGCCAAUGGGAAUAUGCUUGUACAGGCAAAGAGGUUUUAGUUGUACGUAUGUCCAGUUAGAGGUUUAGCUGGUUGAUAACAUGCCAUAUGUGGAUGGGAUUUCUGUGUACUCUUUACUUUGGCUGAGAUUUAAUUCCACUGUCACCUUCAUCGUUUAUGCAUUUUUGUAUGUGUUUGUUUGUUUGUUUUGUUUUUGUAUACUGUUGAGUGUUCUGGUGCACUAUAUCAUAUUGUCUUUGAAGGUGUUAUGUUUUCAUCUGAUACGACAGCUCUGUUGGUCCUGGAAAAAGGGUUACUUAUGUAGUCAUGUGAAAUGUCAGUGAGUGGAUUCAAAUCCAAUUACUUUUGUUUGUUUCUCAAAUUUAAUAAAAAAGGCUAUUCUCAAAA
Clupea harengus (Atlantic herring) is the source of this 4706-nucleotide messenger RNA. RefSeq names its product desmoglein 2, tandem duplicate 1 (gene dsg2.1). Gene Ontology annotation, molecular function: calcium ion binding. The record is from RefSeq and is a predicted model, not a curated record. Gene Ontology annotation, biological process: homophilic cell-cell adhesion. NCBI's taxonomy places the organism in Eukaryota, Metazoa, Chordata, Actinopteri, Clupeiformes, Clupeidae. Gene Ontology annotation, cellular component: desmosome; plasma membrane.